Molecule: messenger RNA, 2136 nt
Organism: Vombatus ursinus (common wombat)
Lineage: Eukaryota; Metazoa; Chordata; Mammalia; Diprotodontia; Vombatidae
Gene: NCBP2
Product: nuclear cap binding protein subunit 2
Exons: 4
Coding region: 32-505 (157 amino acids)
Biological process (GO): mRNA cis splicing, via spliceosome
Cellular component (GO): nuclear cap binding complex
Molecular function (GO): RNA cap binding
Source: RefSeq, a predicted model, not a curated record
UCGUCCCCCGCCUCGGGCCGGCGCCCCCGCCAUGUCGGGCGGGCUCUUGAGCGCGCUGGACAGCGACUCCUACGUGCAGCUGGGCCAGUACCGCGACCAGCACUUCCGGGGUGAUAAGAAGGACCAAGAGAAGUUAUUGAAGAAAAGCUGUACCCUGUACGUUGGGAACCUGUCUUUUUACACCACCGAAGAGCAGAUCUAUGAGCUCUUUGGCAAAAGUGGUGACAUCAAGAAAAUCAUCAUGGGCCUCGAUAAAGUGAAGAAAACAGCAUGUGGGUUCUGCUUUGUGGAAUACUACUCCAGAGCAGAUGCUGAAAACGCCAUGCGUUACAUUAAUGGGACCCGUUUGGAUGAUCGCAUUAUCCGAACAGACUGGGACGCGGGCUUCAAAGAGGGCCGACAGUAUGGACGAGGACGAUCUGGGGGGCAGGUACGAGAUGAGUACCGAAAAGACUAUGAUGCUGGCAGAGGAGGCUAUGGGAAAAUGUGCAAAAUCAACGAGUGAUGGAAGCCCCUCACGUACAAACAGACGACGUUGGCUGGUUGACGGAUCCCUGGAAAAGCAACGCUCACGUCCUGGAACAGCUGAUGUAGAACAGGCUCUCUUUGGUUUCUCUGCGUCCACACAGGAAUUCAGCCCCAGACCUCGACCUGGCUUUUCCACUCUGAAAAUCAUUAAAUGUCUGAAACUAAGCAAGGGACUCUGUUGGAGCCUUGAGGUCUGGUCAGCUUGUCCUAAGGAACAGUUAGUAACUGCGUGGCCGUGUUCGUAGAUUUUAAGCCAUUGUAGCACGAGAUUAGAAAAGUCUCAUUAUAUGACUUACUGUUCACAACCUGGGAGUGGUCAUUUAGGGAAAAGAGCCUCAUGAAAUUUGUAUGAAAUGAGUGUGAUGAUCUGUGCUCUAGUGGCAAUAGCCUAUAAAUGAGGAGAUUUAUUUCUAAGCUUUUUGAAGAUAUCCCUUGUUCCCAAGGUGACUUUUAGCUCAUAAAGAUACACAGGUUAUUAGGGCAUUCCUAAAACAGUUCUGCCUCAGCAUUAACGAUCCGACAGACCCAGAGAGAGGGCUCUGCUCUAGUGCUCUGAAUGGAUGAUGGAGAAAGAAAUGUGUAUUUACAGUCUUAAGCACCAUCCUUGAGCUUUCCCUGGGAAGCUGGUCCAAAGGAUGUGGAAGGAAACAGGAUCUUCUGUGGGAAAUGCCUCCUGCAGACUGUAGGGAAGAGAUAGCAGAUGAAUUCCAGAGGUUCAUUUUAACUUGGAAAUUGGGCCAAGUGAUGCUAGACCUGUUGUGUUUAUUUUACCAGAGUGGGAAGGGAACUGGCAGGAUGGAGAAGAGCCUGAAAAUCAAGGGAACAAAACCUUUCUAAUGGGAAAGACUGGAUAAGCUUCACUUAGAACGGAUUUCCUGGUCUGUGAUUUGAGGCCACACCCAAAUGAUAGGGUCGUUCAAUCAGCUUUUGCACUGCUGAUAAAAGAAUUGAAUUCUUGUUGAACUGUGUACCUGAGAUGACUCAGCUGGGAUACAGUAGGAGGGUAUUCACUCCAGCUAGGCAGAGAGAUGUACCUUUACUGCUAAGUCUGUUGGCGCAUCUGCAUCUAUUGGGGAGGACAGAUUGGAGCCUAACUGCAGAAACCCAUUGUAAUUCCUUUAAAGGAUUUUUAUCAAAGAAGAAAAAUCAAGAAGGCCUAAAGUCAACCAGUAGCUUGCCAUCUUUUCAGUGGUCUGUGGCUUAGGACUCUGGGGAGGAAAGCUCUUCUGGGCAAACUUCCUUUUGCAUGUUCAACUAUGGCCAAGCGAUCAGGUGCAGCGUUUACACAGAUUGGCUUGUUUCAGGUGAUCCUGACGUGUACGUUAUCAUCGGGGUUGGCCAUAUCUGUGUCUUAACUGUGAACAGGGCUUUGGGUUUGCUGGCUAGAGAAGAGGGUGCUUUUCUCACACCCACAGAAAGCUUGGCCUUUUGUUUUCCUGUGGUUUUCUUACCGGAUGGUUUUAGUUGUAUAUUUUAUUUCAUUCUGUGAUAAAUAGGAAAGUUGAAUCUCAUUUAGCUCUUAAUAAGAAUUUUAGAGGGGAAUGUGCUUUCUCUCACGAGUUACCUGGCCAGGUCCCCUUCCAAUAAAGGUGUAACCAUCCCUCCGUC